AUGAAGUUCACCGCUGUCGCCGUCCUCGCCUUCGCCGCCGUUGUCAUUGCCGCCCCCGAGGCCACCACCACCACCACCACCUCCACCUCCACCGCCACCACCACCUCUACCAUUCCCUCCGCUACCCACGUUAACGGCACUGCCACCACUACCACUACCGUCCCCAAGCCCACCGGCCCCGCCGCCAACACCACCAGCCCCAGCACCACCACUACCCCCAGCCCCGGCAAGUCUGCCGCCAACUCCAUGGCCGCCAACGGUGCCAUGGUCGCCGCCGCCGGUUUGGCCGCUGCCCUCGCCAUGAUUGUUUAA
Molecule: messenger RNA, 312 nt
Organism: Linnemannia hyalina
Lineage: Eukaryota; Fungi; Mortierellomycota; Mortierellomycetes; Mortierellales; Mortierellaceae
Source: the annotation of a GenBank genome assembly